AUGGCUCCCCCAGCACCAGCAGCAAGAGGUGGCCGUAAAGGUGGCGAUCGAAAAUCGAAAUCGGCUCGUGCAGGUGUUCUUUUUUCGGUACCACGUUUUCAUCGUUAUAUAAAAAAGAGUACUCCAAAGAGUCGUGUAACUAUGGCUGCUGCAGUUUAUACAGCUGCUGUGAUUGAAUAUUUAACAGCUGAAGUUCUCGAAUUAUCAGGUAAUGCAGCUAAAGAUCAUAAAAAACAACGUAUCAAUGCACGCCAUGUAUUUUUGGCUGUUAGCAUCGAUGAAGAACUCAAGAAGCUUCUUCAUGGUGUAACAAUUCCACAAGGCGGUGUUUUACCACAUAUUAAUUCAUUUUUAUUCAAAACUAAAUCAGGUAGUGACGAUCAUAGUCAAUCGGCACCUAAGUCAGAUGCAUCUCGUUCAAAUACAGCUUCAGUACCUCGAGCACCAUCAGCACUUACAACAAAGAGUGCAUCAACUGGUGCUGCUGGUGGUAAAACAAGUUCAUCGGCUGCAACAACAACAAAGAAGACAGCUUCUGUAUCAGGUGGAAAUACAAGCAGCACUGCUUAA
Messenger RNA from Rotaria sp. Silwood2, 570 nucleotides. Lineage: Eukaryota; Metazoa; Rotifera; Eurotatoria; Philodinida; Philodinidae. The record is from the annotation of a GenBank genome assembly.